Messenger RNA from Drosophila rhopaloa, 510 nucleotides. RefSeq lists its product as uncharacterized. The coding region runs from base 105 to 428 and encodes 107 amino acids. Lineage: Eukaryota; Metazoa; Arthropoda; Insecta; Diptera; Drosophilidae. The record is from RefSeq and is a predicted model, not a curated record. The transcript is spliced from 2 exons.
UAAAUCUCGAGCUACAAGUCAGUCGUUUGUCUGUUUGCAUGCUGCGCUGUUGAAUCUAUAAAUUAUUGUUCCAAGAGGGUUAUUUGCAAAAUUUUUCUGAAAAAAUGCUUUACAUAUGCACUCUUGUGGCUUUGCUCUGCCCCGUUUUGAUGUUAUGUGCUCCGUUGGAAGAUCCGAAUCCCAAGUCUCAGGUUGAAUACAUUAGCAGCGCCAAGAGAGUAGGAUCGGCCAUCGCAUAUCCUAAUAUUGUAACCAUCACGCUGCCACCGGUCGUGACACGAACCGCUCCUCCUCCGCCGCCGGAUUCCAAGAAUUUCGCAUAUAAUGCCGUGACGCAGACCUGGACACUGAUUGCUCCCGGCGAUCAGCUGCCCAACGAGGACACUCUCGUCUGGAAUCAGAACAACGACAAAUGGCUUACUCGCUAAGAAUCCCGCAAAUUGACGUGGCUAUUCCUUAAUCGUUAUGUGCUUUAAUUGUUAAUAGUAAUAAAACUAACAGGGGACACGA